This is a messenger RNA of Culicoides brevitarsis, 2452 nucleotides long. RefSeq names its product protein deltex (gene dx). Gene Ontology annotation, biological process: Notch signaling pathway; protein ubiquitination. The transcript has 2 exons. Gene Ontology annotation, molecular function: zinc ion binding; ubiquitin protein ligase activity. The record is from RefSeq and is a predicted model, not a curated record. Gene Ontology annotation, cellular component: nucleoplasm. NCBI's taxonomy places the organism in Eukaryota, Metazoa, Arthropoda, Insecta, Diptera, Ceratopogonidae. The coding region runs from base 466 to 2166 and encodes 566 amino acids.
CGUGCACUGAUUUAAUUUUUGAGAUUUUUCGUGUUUAAUGUGACAAAAACCCCACAAAAAUAUGUUAAAUUCAAAAUUAAUUACUCACGAAAGAAGAAAAUGAUAAAAUUUGGUGAAAAAUUUGCAAAAUAAGUUGGAUUUAAGGAGAAAUUAAGGUCUGUGACACCUGUACGAGGAACUGUAUUGCACUUGUUGUACUGCAACUAUUGUUAAAAACUGAAUAAAGGGCAAAAAACAUCACAAAAGGGAUAUUUUUCGGAUUCGGAAGUUCGUUAAAUGAUGAAAUCCAAUUCGAAUCGUCGAUUUUGAGGACUUUUAUUGAAGAAUUUCGUAAAGAAAAUUGAAAUUUGAAGAAGACCAACUUGAAGUUUUGGUGAAAUUUGAUACUUUUUAUGUUUAUGUAGCACAAACACAGCAUCCAUUGAAGAUGAGGAGAUAACUUGAACACGAAAAAUAAACAAAAAAAUGUCUUCCACACUGAAUAAUAAUAAAAAAUUGUCGUCACAGACAUCGAAUCAGCAUGUCGUCGUGUGUUGGGAGAAGUUUGAAGACAACCAAUGGAUUCCUUAUUCGCCGAAUAUCAGUCAAAAUCUCGAAAGGGCAUUCUUUAAGAAGCUGACGAGAGUUAAUCUCACGGAUUGCGAAGGCGGCGCAGAUGCUGAUGGGCGAAAUUCGGGCUUGUUAUACGUGAAUAUGCGAACAAUGAAGCAAAGUAGCGACGAUUUGAUGUUCCAAUCACUGAAUGUGCGUCGUCAGUUCUAUAAAUGCGUGUGUCCCGGCGGCAAAGGCAUCAAAUGGGAAUGGAAUGACGGCGGUUUAUGGCGAACGUACAACAUGGAAGUGCAACAAGUGAUCGAAGAGGCAUGGACAAAGGGCACAGAACGCGUUGAAUUCAGCAAAACUUACUUGAGACUUCCGUUUUCGAUUAAUUUUUUGAAUUUAACGCAAGUUUCGGACGGCGGAAGGACUGUAAAGAGUGUUCGUCGCAUCCAACAAGCACCAUAUCCGAAGUUAUCGAUCAAAAAUGAAGCUGUUGCGAAAAGUUUGGAGAUGCUGGAAAUCUCAUCACGCACAAAUCCGCGUCCAAAACCCGUUUAUCAACCUUCGAAUCAACAAAUUACGACACUGCCGUCGACAAAAUCUUCAAAACGCGAGAAAUCUCAUCAUCAUCAAGAGUCACAUUCGGGUCCAAGUAACAUUGCGAGACAAAUUUUGAAUUUUGUGUCGAAAACAUCAGGCACUAAAUUCGGUACACAUAAAAAUGGGCCUUCAGAACAUCAACCGAGAUCACGAGUGAGACAAAAACACUCCCAAGAUACCGACAGUAGUAGCGUAAAAUCGAAUCGCCGUCCCUCCGUUGAUACAGUUUCAACAUAUUUGACGAAUUUUUCGCGCGAAAGUCAGGAUUACGGAUGCGGAAGUGUUCAGGAUUUGUUAGAUUGCAGCAUUGAAGAUGAUGUUUUUGGUCCCGCGAGCAUUUGUUCGAGUGUUUCGAGUCAAAAGCUGUCGAAUAACAACACGCAACAGCAACAAAAUGGACAAAUUGUGGGUAUUGACAACGCAAGUAACUAUCUGGCACGCUUUGUACGCGUUGUUGAUCCUUCAGAACCCGUUUCUGGUCCGUGUCCUUAUUGUUUGGAAGAGUUGAGAUUGAAUGCGCAAUACCCGACAGUACAAUUGGUGCGUUGUAAUCAUCUCUUGCACUUGAAUUGCUUGAACGAACUCAUCAUAAAUGGGCAGCAAAGUGCAAAACAGAAGAAUUUGUUCAUCGAAUGCCCGAUUUGUAUGACAAUUUACGGGAAAAAGAUCGGAAAUCAACCUUAUGGGACGAUGACGUGGUUUAAAGAUAGCACAGCGAACAUUCAAAUUGUCUACAAUUUCACAUCCGGCGUUCAAGAUCAAGAUCAUCCAAAUCCGGGUUGCAAAUAUUUUGCUGUUGGAUUUCCGCGAAAACAACUCUUACCCGACACGCCUGAAGGAAGAAAAGUUCUGAAAUAUCUCAAAAUCGCGUUUGACAGACGUCUUUUGUUCUCAAUUGGAUGCUCCGCGACGACAGGCGUUGAAGAUGUGAUUCAGUGCAACAAAGUUGACAUCAAAUCAUAUCAAGAUCCCAAUUAUUUACAACGAUGCAUGCAACAAUUACUCUACUUAGGAGUAACAGACUAAAUAAAAAAACGAAACACUGCCAUGAAUUAUUACAAAAAAAUACUUCCGAUGGUUUUUCAUGAAAUUUGAUGAUUUCUUGAGAUUCCAAGCCACUUACUGAGUGCAUUUUUUACAAGUUUUCCAUUUAGUUUUAAGAUUUUUUUUAGGGUUAAGUAGCAAAUUCCAUUUUUUAAACAGCAUUUAUUCCAGUAUUUUAUCGUAGAUUUAAGGAAAUUAUUCUAAAAUAGAUUUUAAGUGUCUUCCAAGAAAAAAAACAACUGUACUGUUCAAAAUUAGCCUUAAGAUA